AUGAACCUCGAUCCGCUGGCCACCUACGUCAAAGAGCGGGAGGGCAAGCGCGUCAUCCGCAAGAUCCUGAUCUCCAACAAUGGCAUGGCGGCAGUGAAGGCGAUUUUGUCCAUGCGGCGCUGGACCUUCACGGAGUUCGGCUCCGAGCAGCUCAUCACCUUCGUGGCCAUGGCCACCCAAGAUGACCUCAACGCCAACGCGGAGUUCAUCCGCCUGGCGGACUCCUUCGUGGAGGUGCCCUCCGGGAAGAACAUCAACAAUUACGCCAACGUGGACCUCAUUUGCAAAAUCGCAAAGGAGCAGCAGGUGGACGCCGUGUGGCCGGGCUGGGGCCAUGCGAGCGAGAACCCCAAGCUGCCGGCAUCGCUGAAAGCGAUGGGGAUCACCUUCAUCGGCCCGCCCUCAGGCGUCAUGGCCGCGCUCGGUGACAAGAUCGCAGCCAACAUCUUGGCGCAGACGGCGAAGGUGCCCAGCAUCCCCUGGAGCGGCGACGGCCUGACUUGCCAGCUCACAGAGGAGGGCGAGGUUCCGAAGGAGAUCUUCGACAAGGCCAUGGUGACCAGCGCGGAGGAUGCCUGCAAGCGGGCGGAGUCCAUCGGGUUCCCCAUCAUGGUGAAGGCCUCCGAGGGCGGCGGAGGCAAGGGCAUCCGCAAGGCCACCAACAUGGAGGAGCUGAAGGUGGCCUACACGAACGUGGCCACCGAGGUGGUGGGCUCGCCCAUCUUCCUCAUGAAGAUGGUCUCCAAGGCGCGGCACUUGGAGAUCCAAAUUUUAGGUGACGAGUACGGCAACACGCUGGCGCUGAACGGCCGCGAUUGCUCCACGCAGCGAAGGUUUCAGAAGAUUUUUGAGGAGGGUCCUCCCGUCAUUGCGAAGAAGGAAGUCUUCCAUGAGAUGGAGCGUGCCGCCAUGCGCCUCACGGCGCUGGUGCAGUACCGGGGCGCCGGCACUGUGGAGUAUCUUUACAGCCCGGCCACCGACACCUUCUGCUUCCUGGAGCUGAACCCCCGGUUGCAGGUGGAGCACCCCGUGACGGAGUCGAUCACCGGGGUGAACAUGCCAGCCACGCAGCUGCAGAUCGCCAUGGGCGUGCCGCUGUACAACGUCCCGGACAUCCGGCGCUUCUAUGGCAUGGACCCCACGGUGAACUCCAAGAUCGACUUUUUCGCGGUCGACUACCCCCCCAUCACCAGCCACUGCUGCGCCUCCCGCAUCACUGCGGAGAACCCUGACGAGGGCUUCAAGCCCACCAGCGGCAAGAUCAACAGCAUCCGCUUCCAGAGCUCUGGCGACUGCUGGGGCUACUUCAGUGUUGGCCUGAAGGGCGGCAUCCACGAGUUUGCGGAUUCCCAGUUUGGCCACAUCUUUGCGAAGGGCCCCAACCGGGAGGCCGCCAGGAAGAGUCUCCGAUUCGCACUGAUGAACUUGGACAUCUCCGGAGACAUUCGCCACCCGGUGGACUACCUGGUGGAUCUCAUCGAGACCAAGGAGUACCGGGAGAACACCAUCGACACCAUGUGGCUAGAUGGGCUCAUUGCCUCCAAGGCCAUUUUGCCCUCCUUGGGCACCAUGGAGGUGGUCUUCUAUGCCGCAGUGUUCCGGGCCUUCGCCAGCUGCAAGUCGCGGUGCAGCGAGGCGGUGAGCUCCAUGCAGAAGGGGCAGCUGGUGCUGCUGGGCAAGACGGACACAGACGCUUUGGUCUCCUUCCCGAUUGAGAUUACCUACGAUGACAAGAAGUUUUCGUUCUACGUGUCGCGCUCGCGGCCGGACCUCUAUUCGCUCACCGUCAACGGCAAGACCAUUCGCGCCAAGGUGCGGGAGCAGCCGGACGGAUCCCUGUACGUGAGCGUGGGCAAGAUCAGCCAGCAGGUCAAGGGCCAAGAGGAGGCACUGGGUCUGCGGCUGAUCAUCGGCGCCCAGACCAUGAUGGUGCCCACCGUGUACGACCCCUCUGAGCUGCGCUCCGACGUGAACGGCAAGGUGGUGCGCUAUUUGCACGAGGAGGGAACAGAGAUUGCAAAGGGCGACACCUAUGUGGAAUUGGAAGCCAUGAAGAUGAUCAUGGCCAUCAAGUCGCCUGAGGCAGGGAAGAUCCGUCAUGCCCUGUCCGCCGGGAGCAUCGUGUCGGCCGGGGAGUUGCUGGCGCAGCUGGAGCUGAAGGAUCCCUCCAAGGUCAAGAAGAUCCUGCCUUUCGAGGGGGAGUUUACCAUGGGCACAGCUGAUGAAACGGAGGCACCGGCCAGGGAGGACCUGCAGGCGCUGCUGGACGGAUACUCCGUGAACCGCAAGGGCCCGCAGCUGGUGCAGACCAUGUUCGAGGGCUUCGCCAACCCAGAGAGCGCCGCGGAGAGCGUGCAGGGGAUCCUGGAGAAGUACCUCUCCAAUGAGCGGCCCUUUGCGGCUUCCAUUCAGAAGAAGCAGCCUUACGACGAGCUCCUGCUGGAGCUGAUCGGUGAGGGCAAGGAGAAUCUUGAGAAGGUGCUUUUCAUGGUGGUGGCCCACAACAAGAUGGCAGAGCGCUCCGAAACUAUCAUGGCCAUCCUGCGUGAGAUGGUGGCGGCAGAGGGCUCCGGCAUGUCCUGCAUGUACGUGCCCGAGGUGAAGGGCGACCUGGGCCCGGUGCACACGAAGAUCUCGGAGCUGGCCUCGCUGCCGAGUACUGCAGCAGUGGCCGGGGACUAUGGCAACGUGCGCUACCUCGCGCAGCAGCUUUUGGACGUCCUGCCCCAGGAGUCCUAUGAGGAGCGGGUGGCCGGAUUCAGGGAGCAGCUGGCUAAGCUGGACGACAAGGCGCUGGAGGUGGGGACAAGCCCUCAGGACCUGCCCGGAGCGGUGGAUGGCAACUUGGAGAUGGAGCUCCUGGUCGAGUCUCUCUACGACAAAGACGCCAAGGUCCAGAGGCGCAGCUUGCGCACUUACCUGGGUUGGCUCAGUGCUCCCUCGCAGCUGAGCAAGCUGGACCUCCAGGACGGUGGCAAGUCGGCGCUGUGGACUCAAUUCUUCCCCGUGGGCAAGGAGGAGGUGCACGAGCGCCACGGCCUGGCCUUGGUGCUGGAGGAUUUGCAGCAGCUGGAGCCCGGACUGGCGAAGCUCCAGGGUCUGGCAGCGCUGCAGGGUACCAAGACGGUGCCGCUGAAUUUCCUGCACAUCGUCGCGGGCCGGGACGCCUUCCCCGGGGUCACGGACCGUACCUUGUUCUACAACACAGAUGAAGAGGUUGCCAAGGCCUCCAAGUCGUGCCAGGAGCUCUUCGCCCGAAAGGCCGAGCUGUUGAAAUCGGCGGGGGUGGGAGAGAUCUGCGUGGUCUUCCCACAGCCGCCGCGGCAUCCCCGCUUCGUCAAGUUGGUCCUGGAGCCCACCUCCGAGGAGUGGACGGAGGAUGAGCUGAGCCGGGACAUGUGGCCCUCCUUCUCGGGCAUGCUGGAGCUGAGCAAGCUUGAGCGCCUCUACAGCCUGCAGCGCAUCCACAAGGAGGUGCGGCCCACCACCCAGAUCUAUUUGGCGACGCAGCCCAUGAUGGGCAGCAAGGCCCCCGCGCCGGAGCUGCUGAUGCGGGCCCUGUACUUGUCGAAGGUGGACAACAAGUCGCUGAGUCAGUGCAUGGGCGACAGCCUGGACCUUGCGCUGGAGGAGGUGGAGCAUGCCAUGCUGGACCCUCGGGUGGCCAAGUUCGGGCCCACCGUGACCAGCCGCAUCUUUAUGCACUUCCUCAGCGAGUUGGACAUGCCGCUGGCGGACUUGGAGCAGCUGUUCCAAGACACCAUCAGCAGCCAGGUGGGCCACCGCGGCUCGGAAAUCAUCAAGCUCUGCAUCGACGACAUCGAGGUGAAGGUGCACCACCGCACCAAGGGCGGCCUGGAGAUCCUGCGGAUGUCGCUGAGCUCCUUGCACGGAGGCUUCCUGAAGCCCAAGAUGCUGCGGGAGAUCCCGGACCCCGUCACCGGCUACCCGAUCCGCUACGAAUCCCCGGACAGCCAGGGCGCGACUGGCGCUGCGCAGACGGACACCGCGGUGCUGGCGAAGCUGCAGGCCAAGCACGUGGCGGCGCGCCGGGCUGGAUCCACCUAUGCGUAUGACCUUCCCGGCAUGCUGAAGAUCGCGCUGACCAUGAAGUGGAUCGCCAGCACUGGCUCGCCCAGCUCGCCCGCCGGCGGCACGGGAACACGACGCCGGUCACCCUCCCCGGGCAGGCGUGCCUCUGCGACACCAGUUCCAGAGGGCAUGCCCAAGGACAUCCUCACUGCCAAGGAGCUGGUCAUGGAUUGGUCCAAGAAGGAGCUCGUGGAGACAGAUCGCCCGGAGGGUAUGAACGACAUCGGUAUGUUGGCCUGGAGGCUUACUAUGAAGACGCCUGAGUACCCUGCCGGCCGGGAUAUCAUCGUCAUUGCCAAUGACGUCACCUUUCAGGCGGGCUCCUUUGGCGUGAGGGAGGACCAGUUCUUCCAGAAAGCAUCCGAGCUGGCACGCGUGCGAGGCCUGCCGCGUAUCUACGUGUCCUGCAACAGCGGUGCCCGUGUGGGCCUAGUCGAGGAGCUGAAGCCCCUGUACAAGGUGAAGUGGCUGGACCCCAAGGACUGCAACAAGGGCUUCGAGUACCUGUACUUGCUGAAGGCCGACUACGAGAAGCUGCCCGCAGGAACCGUCCAAGCACACAAGGUGCAGGAGGGCGGCGAGGAGCGCUACGUGCUGGAUGCCAUCAUCGGCGAGGGUAUGAAGAGCACGGAGGGCGGCAUCGGCGUGGAGAACCUGCAGGGCAGCGGCCUCAUCGCCGGCGAGACGAGCCGGGCGUACCAGGACACGUUCACUCUGUCCUACAUCACUGGCCGGUCUGUGGGCAUUGGCGCGUACUUAAACCGCCUGGGCCAGCGGAACAUUCAGAUGGUGAGUAGCCCCAUGAUCCUGACGGGCUACGCAGCCCUCAACAAGCUGCUUGGGAAGAAUGUCUACUCCUCCCAGGACCAGCUGGGCGGGCCGCAGAUCAUGGUGCCCAACGGUGUGACCCACCAGGUGGUGCGGGACGACCAGGAGGGCAUGGGCGCCAUUCUGGACUGGCUGAGCUUCGUGCCCAAGGACACUUGCAGCCCGCCCCUGUGUGGCAUCAGCAGCGACCCCUGGGACCGGGAUGUGGAGUUCGAGCCCUCGGCACUGCCCUACGACCCCCGGGACUUCCUGCGGGGCGUCAUGGACCUCGAGGGCCGCCGGCUCCGGGGUUUCUUCGACGCCGGUUCCUGGGCGGAGUACCUGGAGGGCUGGGGCCGCACUGUGAUCUGCGGGCGCGCGCGUUUGGGCGGCAUCCCCAUGGGUGUCAUCGCGGUGGAGACGCGGUCCGUCGAGCGCCUGGUGCCUGCGGACCCUUCGAAUGCCGAGAGCUGCGAGGUGAAGGAGACCAUGGGAGGGAAGGUCUGGUUCCCUGACAGCGCCUUCAAGACUGCGCAGGCACUCCGGGAUUUCAACCGUGGCGAGAACCUGCCGGUCAUGAUCUUCGCCAACUGGCGUGGCUUCUCCGGCGGCACCCGGGAUAUGCACAACGAGAUCCUGAAGUUUGGUGCCAUGAUCGUGGACGCCCUUGUGGAGUACAAGCACCCCAUCUUCAUCUACAUCCCCAAGCACGGGGAGCUGCGGGGCGGAGCUUGGGUGGUCAUCGACCCUGCCAUCAAUCCUGAGAAGAUGGAGAUGUAUGCGGACCUCGAGGCCCGGGGCGGCAUCUUGGAACCCCCGGGCAUUGUGGAGGUGAAGUACCGGCCGCACCAGCAGGUGGAGGCGAUGCACCGCAUCGACGAGAAGCUGCAGCAGAUGGACGCCAAGCUGCAGAGCGCUUCGGGGGAGGAGAAGACGAGCCUGGAGAAAGAAAUCAAGGCCCGUGAGAAGCAGCUGCUGCCUUUGUACACGUCCGUGGCCACCACCUUUGCGGACCUCCACGACCGCGCGGGGCGCAUGAAGGCGAAGGGCGUGAUCCGGGAAGGCAUCGCUUGGAAGGACUCCAGACGCUACUUCUUCUGGCGCGUGAAGCGCCGGGUCUUGCAGGAUCAUCUCAUCGCCCGUUUGCAGAAGGCAAACACCAAGCUCAGCCAUAAGGAGGCCGAGAAGUUGAUCCAGGGCUGGGCGGCUGAGAGCAAAGUGGAGUUCGAGAGCGAUGCGAAGAUGGUGAGCUGGCUGGAGUCCCAGAACUUGGACGCGUUGGCGCAGUCCAUCAGGCACGACUUCCUGAAGUCCCACAUCCAGGAGCUCUUCGACCAGCUGCCGGCAAAGGAGCGGGAGGUCCUUUUGGCGCGGCUCAAGUGA
Effrenium voratum is the source of this 6282-nucleotide messenger RNA. NCBI's taxonomy places the organism in Eukaryota, Dinophyceae, Suessiales, Symbiodiniaceae. The record is from the annotation of a GenBank genome assembly.